Messenger RNA from Benincasa hispida (wax gourd), 2245 nucleotides. NCBI's taxonomy places the organism in Eukaryota, Viridiplantae, Streptophyta, Magnoliopsida, Cucurbitales, Cucurbitaceae. The record is from RefSeq and is a predicted model, not a curated record.
AAUAAAAUAUUCUAAAUGUAAAUCUCUCUCCCUUUCUCGUCCCCCCUCCCGAAGCUCUCUCUACGCGAAACCCUCAUCGUGGUCAUCGAAGCUCGUCCUCAGCAGCCGUCGCUUGCCGAGCCCUAGCGCCGUCCCAGCCGCCAUUGUCGAGCCCUAGCGCCGUCUCAAGCCGCCCGCUUGUCGCCCGCGUGCCAAAGCUCGUCCAUCGCCACCGUUUAGCUCGCAGCCGCCGCUGGAUCCGUUUCGUCCAGCCAGCCCCUCAUCUUCGUCCGCGCCGCCCACGCCCUUUGUUUGCUCUGCCAGCCGCCGUUUGCGUGAGUCGCCGGAUUUUUUUUUUUAGUUUGCGGUUUAAGUAGAACUUUUUGAGGGAAGUAGCGCCUGUUCUAUGGUGUUGUUUCUUCUCUGACGACUUUUGGGUCAAUUCUUGAUUGCAUUAAGGGCGAAAGACUUAAUUGUUUGGAUUGAUUUUUGGGCUUAGUUUGAGGUAAGUAAUCUUAAUAAUGGAACUGCUGUGCCAGACGAUGAAAUUUAAGUUUUUGUUUGAAUUCUGAGGUUGUUGUAUAGAAUUGCAUGAGGACAAAUGAGUUGUUUUGAUUAUCUGUGAAAAUAUUAUGAAUGCUAGCAUGAACUUCAGUAUUGUUAUUCAUAUGAAUUUUUGAAUGAUUUAUGAGUAUGAUUAGACGUAUUUACAUGUUAUGGGACUAUGUCAUGAUGCAUGUGAUAUUUCAAUAGUAAUAGUUACCCUUACUGAUAUAGUUAAAUAUCUACUAGCGGUGGUGACCUCCUUCGAGGUUCACUAGAGGUUGUGUUUCCUUCGGGAUUCACUAGAGGUGCUAACCUCCUUUGGGGUUCACUAGAGGUGCUGACCUCCUUCAGGGUUCACCAAAGGUUGUGUUUUCUUCUGGAUUCAUUAGAGGUUGUGUUUCCUUCCGGAUUCAAUAGAGGUUGUGUUUCCUUCGGGAUUCACAAGAGGUUGUGUUUCCUUUGGGAUUCACCAGAGGUUGUAUAUCCUUCAGGAUUCACCAGAGGUUGUGGGUACUUUUAAACUACGGUAGGGUGGAUCCAAUCACUCAUUGAUUUAUUGCUCCAUGUUAACUAGAAGAUUGUGUUCCUUUCACUAGAAGAUGACAUUUAGAGGACAUAGAUGCCUAGCUUGACCGUGACAGUGGGGUUACUUACUGUGUAUUUUAUACUUAUCAUUUCUUAUGUUAUAUUUUUCAGGUAUGUCAUGAUGUAAAUACGUACUGGCUGAUUAUCUCAUGGAAAUUUUGCUAGAAACAAACAAAUAUAUACCUCAGUUCAGAGAUCUUAAAGGUUGAUAACUACGAGGAAGUUGACGGUCAUAUGGAUAUCAGGCUGAUUAGGCAUCUACUCCAUGGCUCAACCAACCAACCUGCCUUACCUCCCAAGACCAUGACAGUUAGACUUCAACCCUUCAAACGUGCAGCAAAAAGAAGACGUGUCGAAGAUUCUGAUAAUGAACAUAGCGAUGAUGCUUCCAUAAACGAGCAAGAAUCAGAAGUAGAGCUAGCCUGCCUUGACCUAAACUUGCCUCUUCCUACCCUAACUUUGUCUUCACCAAUCAAUGACCCAAUUGAUCCAACGCAUCAAACUGAAACGCAUGAGGAUCAAGUUGGUGAGACUCACAACCCCUGCUUUUCUCCUCCAAGAUCCCUAAUAUUGUCCUCCUUCAUCCCUCCAACAACCGUUUAUGAACCAACUGGGUUGGGAACAAGCAACACCCAACAUACAAAAGACCCAAUUGGGGAAACACAAGAAACCCAACAAAUCCCUAUCACUGCAGCCUCACCUCCAACACAAGCCAACAUGGAUGAGCUAAAAAAGUUCAUUCAAGACCAAUUCAAACCAUUGACCGCAUCCAUGGAAGCACUUCACAUGCAGUUGGCAACAUUACAACGCCAGAAUGUAGUGUUAAGGGGUUGCAUGUGCCAACAUACGCAAAGAAGCCAUGACCAGUUUAACUUCACAAUUCAGUAUAUCCACUAGGUCCUGAUGGGGACGUUCGCAUUGCCUCCUUUGCCAACCCACUUGGUUAAUCCCCUACGAUUCGUGGAUGAAGACUCUGCAUCUGAACACAGGGAUGAUGCGCCAGCGCAAUAAAGAUUUGGGGGUGUUAGCUUGUAUUUUGUUGUUUUAAUUACUCUUUUGUAAGUGUUAGUUUUUUUUUAUUAUUCCAAUGCAUUCUCCUCUAUAUUACUGAAUAAAAUAUUUAUCAAUUUUUAUC